GCGCCCCGCCCCUGGCAGCGGGCCGGGCCGUCCAUUCCGCAUCCGUCCAUCUGUCCGUGUGUCCGUGUCCGUCCGUCCAACCCGAGCGCGCGGCCGCGGCAAGUGCAGGGCGGGGCAGCCCCAGUGCGCGCCCCACUGCCCCGCCCAGGAGGCGGGACCAUGGGCUGGGGAGCCGGAGGGAGCUGCACCCCGCGCCCACCCAUCCGCCAACAGACGGCGCAGGAGACGCGCGUGAUCACUGUGGUCUUCCUCGGCCUCCUGCUGGACCUCCUGGCCUUCACUCUGCUCCUGCCCCUGCUGCCAGGGCUGCUGGAGAGCCACGGCCGUGCCCACGACCCCCUGUAUGGCUCGUGGCAGCGAGGCGUGGACUGGUUUGCCGCAGCGAUCAGGAUGCCAGCCGAGAAGAGGUACAACAGCGUCCUGUUCGGAGGUCUGAUUGGCUCGGUCUUCUCCUUCCUGCAGUUCCUCUUGGCACCACUCACGGGGGCGGUCUCGGACUGUCUGGGGAGGCGCCCGGUGAUGCUGCUAUCCCUGGCAGGUCUGGCCACCUCGUAUGCCGUGUGGGCUGCUUCGAGGAGCUUCGCAGCCUUCCUGGCCUCCAGGGUGAUUGGGGGCAUCAGCAAGGGGAACGUCAGCCUCUCCACGGCCAUCGUAGCUGACCUGGGCACACCUUCCGCCCGCAGCCGAGGCAUGGCAGUCAUCGGGGUGGCCUUCUCCCUGGGCUUCACCCUGGGCCCCAUGCUGGGUGCCUCCCUGCCCGCGGAGACGGUACCCUGGCUCGCCCUGCUCUUCGCUGCCUCCGACCUGCUGUUUAUUUUCUGCUUCCUGCCGGAGACCCUGCCCCCAGAGAAGCGGGCACCCUCCAUCACCCCCGGGUUCCGAGCCGCUGUGGAUCUGCUCAGCCCCCUGGCCCUGCUCCGUUUCUCGGCCGUGGCCCGCGGCCAGGACCCACCUGCUGGAGACAGACUUGGGAGCCUUCGCCGCCUGGGCCUGGUGUAUUUCCUCUACCUCUUCCUGUUCUCGGGCCUGGAGUACACCCUGAGCUUCCUUGCCCAUCAGCGCUUCCAGUUCAGCAGCCUGCAGCAGGGAAAGAUGUUUUUCUUCAUCGGCCUCACCAUGGCCACCGUGCAGGGUGCCUACGCGCGGAGGAUCAGCCCUGGCGGGGAGAUUGCAGCUGUGAAGCGGGCCAUCCUGCUGCUCGUGCCCGCCUUCCUCCUCAUCGGCUGGGGGCUCACGCUGCCUGUGCUGGGCUUGGGGUUGCUGCUGUACUCCUUCGGUGAGUGGGUCUUCCCAGGGCCAGGGCAGGAGCAGCAGGGAGCCGGGAGCCAGGAAUCCUGGGUCACAGCCCUCCCUGGUGUCUCCCACCAGCUGCCGCAGUCGUGGUGCCCUGCCUGUCCUCUGUGGUUGCCAACUUUGGCUCGCCCAGGCAGAAGGGCACGAUCAUGGGCACCCUGCGGAGCCUGGGCGCCCUGGCCAGGGCGGUGGGACCCAUGGUGGCUGCCUCAGUGUACUGGCUGGCGGGGGCCAGGGUCUGCUUCACCGUGUGCUCUGGCCUCUUCCUGCUCCCCCUCCUGCUCCUGUGGAAUCUGAGGCCUCCAGCCCACGCACUCAAGGCCGAGUAGCUGAGCCAGCCCCGCCCCGAGCUGGGGGAGAGGAGGCCUGGGCCGGGGACCCGCCCUCCCCCUGGGCCCAGCCCAGGACAGCCCAGGGCCUGCAGCCCCAGAGGGCCCGAGACACAGCCCCUCCCUAGGUAUGGACGGCCCUGUCAGGCUGGGGGCAGUGACUCCAAACCCUUCCAGGCUUUCUGUUGGCUUCUCUCUCAGUGACAGUGUCAGCCAGGCCUCUGAAUGACAAAAUAAAGCAGCUAUUUUAUA
Leptonychotes weddellii (Weddell seal) is the source of this 1874-nucleotide messenger RNA. Lineage: Eukaryota; Metazoa; Chordata; Mammalia; Carnivora; Phocidae. The record is from RefSeq and is a predicted model, not a curated record.